Messenger RNA from Micropterus salmoides (largemouth bass), 3683 nucleotides. RefSeq names its product non-SMC condensin II complex, subunit G2 (gene ncapg2). Bases 120 to 3542 code for a protein of 1140 amino acids. Gene Ontology annotation, biological process: mitotic sister chromatid segregation. The record is from RefSeq and is a predicted model, not a curated record. Gene Ontology annotation, cellular component: nucleus; condensin complex. NCBI's taxonomy places the organism in Eukaryota, Metazoa, Chordata, Actinopteri, Centrarchiformes, Centrarchidae. The transcript has 27 exons.
UGCGCGGGUUUGCUCUUGUUAUGGGUGGUUGUUAUCCGUCUGUUGUCGGCGCACAAAAUUCUAAAUAAAAGGUGUAUUCGGGAUUUUCACGUCUCUUCUUGGCUUGGAAAAUCCAAAACAUGUCCAAGCGUGAAGCGUUUUUAGAGGCCGCCUGUCAGGAAAAUGUGGAGGACUUCCUUCGCUUUAUCCAGCUUCAUAAGGACAAAGCUGAGCCUUUCGAUGUGGAGGAGGUGGUGCAGGAGAUGACCAGAGACCAGAGACGGACUCUAUGGGGUAAACUAGCUUUGCUCCUUCAGGACGUCCUGCAGGAGUUACCUCCAGCACUCUUGCAGGAAGGCAGCAAGGAGUGUAUGGAAGUGGAAGCAACUGCAGAUCCUAAACAUGUCAUGGCUGUCGUGGAUGGCGUGACACUAGUGGCUAUGGUGUCCGUAAAGGUCCUACAAGAUGGUGACACCUACAGUGCCCUUCUGGAAAUUGUCCACCGGCUUCAUGGUGUUCUGGUGUCGCUGCCUGUCUCAGAGGCACCUCUGCAGCUCCACAUCCACACGCUGUGCGAGGCCUGGUGGAAAAAGGGCCUGAAGGAGAAGGAAACGUUCGGUCGCACUGCUCUCCUCAUCUCUCUGCAGAAGAGUUUCAUUUUGAAGAAACCAGGUGUUGAGAUCCAAAGAGUCUGGAGUCUCCAUGAUGUGCUUUUGAGUGUUGACUACACAUCAGAAGACAACAAGCAGAUAAUCGACUUGUUGCUUCAGUGCUUUCAUCGUCCUAUUUACAUCAAAAACGAUGACGGAAAGCGAUUCCUGGUGUUUCUUUUUAGCUGGAACGUCAACUUCAUCUGCGUCAUUCAUGGCACCAUCAAAAACCAGCUGGAGUUUUACAGCAAGACCAUAACUACUCAUAUUACGGAGAUCUACUUCAGAGCAUGGAAGAAGGCCAGCGAGGACUUCCUGGAGAAGAUUGAGAGCUCAUGCAUUCAGGAUUUUAUGCUAAAUGCAAUCUUCCUUUAUAGAGCAUCGCCUGUCCAUGCCAAAGUCCGACAGAUCGUGGGCUAUUUCCACAAAAGGAAGGGCUGUCACAAGGUGGACAAGAUGCUCUAUGAUCUCUACAAACCCAUUCUCUGGAAAGCUUUAAGUGCUCCAAACUUUGAGGUGCGUGCAAAUGCCACUUUGCUUUUCACUGAGGCCUUCCCAGUCCAUGACCCGGAUCACAACACCAAGAAUAUAGAUGAGACCAUUCAGAAGCAGCUGGACACAGUAAUGGGCCUCCUCGAUGACCCUCAUCCCACUGUGCGCUCCAGUGCCAUACUGGGAGUGUGUAAGAUCCUGGCCAAGUGCUGGGAGCUCCUCCCUCCCACAGUCGUCGCAGACUUCCUGAAGAAGCUGGUGAUGGAGCUGGCGGCUGACACCAGCUCUCCUGAUGUCCGGUGCUCCGUCUUCAAGUGUCUGCCUAUUGUCUUGGACAACUCUCUCAGCCAUCCACUACUGGAAAAACUCCUGACUACUCUCAAAUACAGCCUUCAUGACAGCUCGGAGAAAGUCCGCACAGCUUUCCUUGACAUGCUAAUCAAGGUCAAGGCAGUUCGUGCUGCCAAGUUCUGGGACGUGUGCAACAUGGACCACCUGCUGGCCCGUCUGGCUAUCGAUUCCCAUUCGGUUUCCAAACGCAUUGUCGAUCUGCUCUUCAAGUCCUUUUUCCCCGUCAACGAGCCGGAGCGGGAGUGGUGCUGUCGGUGCAUCACCCUUAUCCAGAUGAACCCCAUGGCUGCCAGGAAGUUCUACCUGCAUGCCCACAAACACACAGCGCCCACCAACAUUGUAAAGCUGAUGUUUGCCAUUCGCCGUGUUCUGAACCGCUGCAUCCAGACUGACUGUGACCUCUCCGAGAUUAAUGACAGCAACAAGGAGAACAGCGCCCAGGCUGAACCUCUGUUUGGGAAAGAUAUGGCCGUCGUGUCUCAUCUGCUGGAAGUCGUGGUCAUCCUGUGGAGAAGCGUCGAGAAGGGCCUGAAACAAAAUAAAGAGGCCCAGGAGUAUACAUUUGCCAAGUUUGGAAAUGUCAUGUCCAAAUAUUUCCAGAGCUUUGAGGAUGAGCGAUGUACCGUUCCUCUCAUACACCUGGCUUCAUUCAUGCCUCCAGCUGCAGUGCCGACAUUCAGCUGUGGCAUCCUGUCCAGACUGAGGAGGAUGGACCCUGGAGCAGUGCCAGCCCAGUACAGCCAGCUGUUAGACUGCAUGUGCAGCUGGGGCCAGGCCACCGACAUCCUCGAACUCAUCACUGACUGGCUCACUGAGGCUCUGCCCAAGCAGGGGGACAAAGCGAAUACCACUCGAAAGGUGCGGAUCCAGGAGACGGUGGAGGCCAAACCCGACCUGGCGCUGGCUUACCUAGAGUACCUGUUCAGCCGCACUUCAACACGGGAGAAAGUCCUGGCUCUUGGUCCGAGUCCACUGAAGCAGCUCCAUACGGUUCUAGGAAACUGGAGGUCAGUGCUGUACACUUACCUCAGCUCCACCAUGGAAGAUAAAAGUCCCAGUGUGGAGACUGCACUGAAGGUCUUCAUGUACUACGGUCGUCUUGGUGCACAUCUGCAACACAAUUCCUCAGAGGGUCGAGACUACCUGCUCUCUCUGGAGCAUGUGGCAGCGUGGGUGGCCGAGAGGGUGCUGCCCUUCCUGGCCAGACGUACCAGCGACUGUGAUGGGAAGGAAUCGGAGGAGUCGCAGCCACUGGCUGCACAGAUAACUGAGAGUUUCCUGACUGUGUGCCGAGACGUUUUGCUCGUGGGUUUGGGCGACGAGAUGUUCAAGGGUCAAAUCCUCCACCUGUGCUCGCUCGCCCUCCUCUCAGAGGCAGGCUACCUGUGUAUCCCUGCAGUACUGCUGAUUUUGAAGGAGGUGACAGAUAGCUAUGUACCCGAGGACACCAACAAUCAGGUUCAGGAAAAUCAGGAAGAUGCAACCACUGUCAUUCUGGGUGUGGUGGCCAACAUCUUUCAGAAGAUUAUCGAACUCUUGGCUCGCCGUCUUAGGAAGGAACCAGAGGAGGGACAACAGCUGUGUCAGUCAGCCGUUACCGGCCUGACAGACUUCCUCCAGGUAGCACAGAACUGGGACAAAGCACCUCUCAGCGGGGUCUUCUCUACUCUUUUUGCUGCCAUCAUUGUGGAGAAGAGACAUUUGCUUCAGAAGAUUACCCAUCCUGAAGAGAUGAUCGCCCCAGAGUCAGUGGAGGACAUGCCUCCUCUGUCCAGUGUCCUACUGUCUGUCAUCCUUAAAUUACCCUCUGUUACCAGGGCAUUUUUGACAGAAGUCAUCUCGUCUUUGGACUCUGAAGCAAUCAGCAGUCUGUAUGAGCUGGCUGCCGUCCUGCAGCUCAUGGCAGUCAUCAAAGCCACGGGGCAGUCUAAAGCGGUCUUGAAGAGCGCAGCCACAUCUGUGCAGCAGCAGCUUCACAAACAUGCAGUCACAUUGGUAGACAGCAGAGACAUCCAGAGGGUUAUUUAUGAAUCUUCUGUGAAGACCGUGAAUGAAAUUCUGGAUUUCUAGGUUUACCCAUGUAAUAUCUGCUUCACAUUAUAAUUGUGUGAAGCUAAGGCGUGUUGUACAAUAUCUGCUUUGUUGUUUGAAUCACAUGUUCAAUUUCUGGAAGACAAAAAUCAUGAAAAUAAAUAUUUCACUUUCACUGAC